AAAAUUAGACACCUGAGCUGCUUAGACUAAAUUUUUGACAAUGGAUAGUAUUAGUGUCAGACUUAUGAAGUUACACAAAUGAAUGGUUGGCUUGACUACAUUGAUUGUAUGGAUACGCCUUAUCCUUUGUGGUGAUUUUCUUCUUCAAUUUCCCUAUUGAUCAUGUAUUUCCCAAGUAGCUUAACAGUCCCUCCUUGGAUUGUUUACUUUUCUUGUCUUUAGGUGUAACUACAAAUAAGAAUACUGAUAUGAUAAAGUUACACGGUUUUCUUCAAUGGUUUGCUUCAUAUGUUGAACAUUCUCCUUCAUCCAACAUAUGAUGGUAUGAUCUGCAUCUUGGCUGUCUCUGUAUGCCAUGACAAUUGUUUUUGUAUUAAUUUUGCAGGAAGUUGGGCUCAAUAUAAGGAGGCAACACUCUCAUGAAGGUGCAGAAGUUCUUUCACGGCCUGCAGUUGUAACAGUGAUGGGUCAUGUUGACCAUGGUAAAACUUCUCUUUUAGAUGCUUUACGUCAGACAUCAGUGGCAGCCAAAGAAGCUGGUGGUAUAACUCAGCAUCUCGGUGCUUUUGUUGUGGGCAUGCCAUCAGGAGCAUCUAUUACAUUCCUUGAUACACCUGGUCAUGCUGCAUUCAGUGCCAUGAGGGCCAGGGGUGCAGCAGUCACAGAUAUUGUUGUGUUAGUUGUAGCUGCUGAUGAUGGUGUGAUGCCACAAACUCUUGAAGCAAUAUCCCAUGCAAAGGCAGCUAAUGUGCCAAUUGUGGUUGCAAUUAAUAAAUGUGAUAAACCUGCUGCCAACCCAGAAAGAGUGAAAAUUCAGCUUGCUUCAGAGGGCUUGCAGCUGGAGGAGAUGGGUGGGGAUAUUCAGGUGGUUGAAGUUUCAGCAGUAAAGAAAACUGGACUUGAUAGUUUGGAGGAAGCUUUGCUUCUUCAGGCUGAUAUGAUGGAUCUAAAAGCACGAGUUGAUGGGCCUGCUCAAGCCUAUGUGGUGGAGGCUAGACUUGAUAAAGGACGGGGUCCAUUGGCUACUGCUAUAGUAAAGGCAGGGACAUUGGUCUGCGGGCAGCAUGUUGUUGUAGGUCGCGAAUGGGGCAGAAUAAGAGCUAUUAGGGACAUGUUGGGGAAAUUGACUGAGGCUGCAAAACCUGCAAUGCCAGUUGAGAUUGAGGGCUUGAAGGGGCUUCCAAUGGCUGGUGAUGAUAUUAUUGUUGUGGAUUCAGAGGAAAGAGCUAGAAUGCUCAGUGAAGGGAGGAGAAGAAAAGCCGAGAAAGAUAGGCUUAGGAAGAUUAAUGAGGGACGGACAGAAAAUGUAGAGGAGGAAUCAGAAGACAUGCCUAAGAGAGUUGAAAUGCCAAUUAUCGUAAAAGCAGAUGUGCAGGGCACUGUUCAAGCUGUAACAGAUGCAUUGAAGACUUUAAAUAGUCCCCAGGUUUUUGUGAAUGUGGUCCAUGUUGGUGUUGGGCCAAUUUCGCAGUCUGAUGUGGACUUAGCACAAGCUUGUGGUGCAUGUAUAGUUGGAUUUAAUAUAAAAAGUCCGCCUAGUACAGUCAUUCAGGUUGCAACUCGAGCCAACAUAAAGAUAGUGUUGCAUCGUGUUAUCUAUCACCUUCUAGAGGACAUUGGUAAUUUGAUUGUUGACAAAGCUCCUGGCACUUUUGAGACCCGUGUGGCUGGAGAGGCUGAGGUGCUGAAUAUUUUUGAGCUCAAAGGAAGAAGCAAGUCCAAGGGAGACGAUGUGAAAAUUGCUGGCUGCAGAGUGAUUGAUGGUCGUUUCACCAAAUCAUCGACUAUGAGACUUCUCAGGAGUGGGGAAGUCGUGUUUGAGGGAUCUUGUGCAUCGCUCAAGCGGGAGAAACAAGAUGUAGAGACUGUAGGAAAGGGAAAUGAGUGUGGACUCGUCAUCUGUGAUUGUGAUGAUUUUCAGGUUGGCGAUGUCAUCCAGUGCUUGGAGCAAGUUAUCAGGAAACCCAAGUUCAUUUCGUCAGAGAGCGGAGCUGUUCGAAUCGAGUGCUGAUACAGUUUCUGUGGAUUU
Messenger RNA from Carica papaya (papaya), 2029 nucleotides. The record is from RefSeq and is a predicted model, not a curated record. Lineage: Eukaryota; Viridiplantae; Streptophyta; Magnoliopsida; Brassicales; Caricaceae.